UGCGUUGGUUGCAGUCUGCUUGCUAAUCUUGCUUGCUGCAUUUUCCACUGCGUCUUGCACAGGACUGUGAUGUGCGAUGCCUUCCAACUUCAGUAUCGCAACAGCUUCAUCGAGGUGGAAGAGGCAGAGUGGGCGUUUGGCCAAUGAAAGCUGAGCGAAUCUGCCGGGGCGCUGCGAGAACAGCUUGUGUUAUUCCAGGAGCUCCAUCUCUUCCUUCGGUAUCCUCCCGCGAGGUCUGUGGGCCGCACUCGCCUCUGCGUGCAAAAUCUGCGCCGCCCUGCGAGAGCCGCGGGCUGGUGAUGGCAACGGAGGUUGCCCAGCAGGAUGCGGACGUGCGGACGUACCUGCACGCCCUCGCAAGGAAUUUGCAGGCAGACGAGGGGCAGACCGAGGAGGUCGACUUGCAAGGGAUGCCGAGCUUGGGGAGCAUUGGUCAUCCAGAGGUGUGCCGUCGCCCGUGCAUAUAUUUCAGCGCCGGGCACUGCGAGCUCGGCGAGGCCUGCAACUACUGCCACGUGGCCCACACUGACAAGGCUCCCAAGCUCGACAAGCGGCAGCGCUUGCUGUUGCAGGCAAUGGACUCACAGCAGAUGAUGGCGCUGAUCUUCCCCUUUUGCUCCAGUCGUGUUGAACAGGCAGGGCUGCAGCACACAGAAGAGGUGUUGGGCCUGUUGCAGGAGCAAGCAACUGCUCUGCCGG
Molecule: messenger RNA, 699 nt
Organism: Effrenium voratum
Lineage: Eukaryota; Dinophyceae; Suessiales; Symbiodiniaceae
Source: the annotation of a GenBank genome assembly